AUGGCUUCGGAUAUACGACAGGCACUUCUCUUGGUGUUGUGUGUCUUCAAUUACUUCAUGCAUUUGUGUGCUGGAUCACAAAUUUGGAGUAUAUUUCCAAUGGAUUCCCAUUCGUCCACUUUGCUGGGCGGUGGCCUGAGCGCUGUAAGCGAUAGGCUUUUAACAAUCAGAUUAGUAGGCGUUGACCUCUUUCGAGAAAACGGACUUUACUUCACGACCAGCAAUUCUACUUGCGCUUUGGUGAAAAGUAGCGGAGCGUUCUACCCAUCUCAGUCAUCUUUGGACAGGACUAAUGCUUUAAUUGAAGUCAAAUUUGAACAUCUGCCUGGAGAUGAUGCUUUUUGGUAUAUGUGUUUACUUGUGAAAAAUAACGCUUCUGUCGAUGGUGGUUAUGUUGCAGAACAUCAGGGCUCGGCUGAAUGGUUGAAAAUAAAAGUUUACAAAGAAGUGAUAGUAGAUCCGUAUCUGCUACCGUUAUGGCUUCAGAUAACACUAUGUUUAGUUAUGUUAGUGCUGUCUGGUUUAUUUAGUGGGCUGAACUUAGGUUUGAUGUCGCUGGAUCAAACAGAACUGAGGAUCAUUGAAAAAGUUGGAAAUGAUGAGGAAAAGAAACAUGCUAAAAGAAUAGCCCCGUUGAGGAAACGGGGAAACUUUCUGCUUUGUACACUGCUGCUAGGAAAUGUGUUGGUAAACAGUACUUUUACAAUAUUUUUUGAUAAUAUGACUAAUGGGCUUAUCGCUGUUAUAUGUUCAACUGUAGGUAUUGUGGUUUUUGGAGAAAUUAUUCCACAGGCCAUUUGUUCGCGUCAUGGUUUGGCCAUCGGUGCUAGAACUUACUGGGUUACAGUGUUUUUCAUGAUUGUUACAUUUCCAGCCUCUUUCCCCAUUUCUCUUGUCUUAGACUGUGUUCUUGGAGAAGAAAUGGGCCAGGUGUUCAAUAAGGAAAAACUCCAAGAAUUGAUUCGCAUGACUGCCGAUCGGCAAGUCUUACAUGAUAAUGAGGCAAACAUAAUUUCUGGUGCAUUGCAGUUGACUAACAAAAGUGUUGAAGAUGUGAUGACAAAAAUUGAAGAUGUUUUCAUGUUAGAUGUCAACACAGUAUUGGAUUUUGAGAAGAUGACAGAAAUAAUGCAUCAGGGUUACACACGUAUCCCCGUUUAUGAUGGUGAAAAAACCAACAUCAUUAGUCUUCUUAACACUAAGGACCUUGCUCUUAUUGACCCAGAUGAUAAAACUCCACUGAGCACAGUAUGUAAAUUCUACGACCACAGACCUCUGUUUGUCGACUAUGAUCUCAGGCUGGAUGCAAUGCUUCAGACAUUUUUGCAAGGCAACUCUCACAUGGCGAUCGUACAGAAGCUACACAACACAGACGACCAAGACCCUUACUUCGAGACACUGGGAGUCAUCACGCUGGAGGACGUCAUUGAAGAGAUCCUGCAGAGCGAAAUCGUCGAUGAGACCGACAUGAGAAUUGACAAUCGACAGAAGGGAUGUCGUCCACUUCGCCAGAAAGAGGAUUAUACAAUGCUUGUGCCAGAUGAACGAAAAUCGACCUUACCAAAGCAGUUGGCCUUUGCAGCUUUCCAGUUUUUGACCACAACUGUCGAGCCAUUCUCUGAUAAAUUCAUUGCCAGAAAUGUGCUGAAGAACUUGAUGAAGAAAGAUAUUGUGGUAAACCUGUCUCCCACGGAGCCUGAGACCAUAAAGAACUACAUCUAUAUAAAAGGAGUCCCAUCUGACAAGUUUGUGCUGAUUCUGCAGGGCACAGUGGAAGUUGUGAUUGGGGGUGAAAGUAUGGUGUUUGAGUCAGGACCAUUCAGCUACUUUGGAGUAGAAUGUAUCGACAAUGCAAGAAAGUGCAUGGGGACCUCGGAAACAAAGAGUUCAGACUACAUCCCUGAUUUUUCAGUCCGAGCAAUAACUGAUGUCCAGUACCUGAGCAUACACAGGGCAAUGUAUAUUGCUGCUCUGCGCACCACAAGGAUGCUGCGACAAAGUGGGAGCAUUACAGUUCAUGAUGCUUUUGAAGCUGAGUACGAGAAGGUCAAGUCCAGUGAAAAUCGUAGUAAAAGCAACAGUGUAUCUGACAGCUACUCUCCCCCUCUCAACAUGCCUCUAGAUGCUAUAAAGUACGAUGAAACAGCAAAGAAAAAGUCAACGUCAUCUCUAGACCGCCUCACAUUUUUUCAUCGCAAAAACGAUCCCUUAGAAGGUAUGUACCGGAUAAGGCGCACUGGUUCCGAUGCUAAAGAUAGAAGUCCGGAAAAUCAAGAAAUGAAUGGCAAAACAAAUGAUCACAGCAUGUCAGCAACGCAAGUCAGCCCAACAUCAGAUUGGAAAAAAAAUUAUGACUCAUUUAAUGUACCUUACGGUAAUCGCAAACUGAAUCACCUCAGUGAGGUUGAUGAUAGUAAAACAAUUAAUGGGGGGGAUAUUAGAAGGACUGCCUCAUCAGGGAUCGUGAAAUCAAAUGUGCAGGCACCAAAUGCUGGUGAUACUUCUGUCAAACUAGACUCUGCCAGCGAUGAUUUGAACGACAGUAUUAUCACCAUUGAAGAUGGCCAGCAGGAAAAAGUGCCGCUGGUUGUCAUUGAAACAGCAGGUGGGCACAAAAAUACAGUCAACUUGACUAUACAGGUGUCUCAGGCCAACAAUCGAGUCAGUAAAGAUGCAGAGCGUGUGCCACUCAUGAAUCGCGAUGCAGCUUCUGAGGAUUUUGCUUCAUCUUGA
This is a messenger RNA of Candidula unifasciata, 2733 nucleotides long. The record is from the annotation of a GenBank genome assembly. NCBI's taxonomy places the organism in Eukaryota, Metazoa, Mollusca, Gastropoda, Stylommatophora, Geomitridae.